Symbiodinium natans is the source of this 345-nucleotide messenger RNA. The record is from the annotation of a GenBank genome assembly. NCBI's taxonomy places the organism in Eukaryota, Dinophyceae, Suessiales, Symbiodiniaceae.
AUGCACGCGCCUAUGGGCCUAGCUGACUGGACGCAUGUGAAGCCGUUGCGGGGAGGUCAGUUUGCAUCCCUGCCACGCACGCAUUCGCCAGGUCAGCUGACACCUCCUCGUGGCAUUCUUCCGGUGGGACUGCCGACGCUGGUCCCGUCACCUUCGCCACUGCCCUUUGCGAGCCCUGGCAACUGGCAGCCGGCGCUUGCAGGAGCAGGCGUGACUCAGCCGAAUGUGCCGUCGAUGUCGGCCGCCUUCAAGGUGCAGCCUCCGCCCUUGCCUUUGCAGGGAGAUGCGGCUUCACAGCAGGAGCCCACCACGCUCAGCGGCAAGCCGCCGAUGUGCUGGGCCUAG